AUGUCUCCCACAGCAAUCGACGAACAUGUGCCCAAUGGCCACGCCAAUGGCACCCUCAACGCCAAAGCCGCCACUUUCACUCCGUCUUCCCAAACAACGACCCACCAUGCCGCCUCCUCGUCGGCUGCCAUGUCCACUGAAGCCACCCACGCCGCCCACAACUACCACCCACUUCCCAUCGUCUUCGCCCGCGCCUCCGGCUGCAGCGUUUGGGACCCAGAAGGAAAGCACUACCUCGACUUCCUCUCCGCCUACUCCGCCGUGAACCAAGGCCAUUGCCACCCGAAGCUCAUCCAGGCGCUGACCGAACAGGCCAGCCGGCUGACACUGAGCAGUCGUGCCUUCUACAACGAUGUCUUCCCCAAGUUUGCAGAGAAGAUUACGGGCAUGCUGGGCUUCGAUAUGGUGCUGCCGAUGAACACUGGCGCUGAGGCGGUUGAGACAUCGGUCAAGAUUGCGAGGAAGUGGGGUUACAAGGUCAAGAAGAUCCCGCAGGACAAGGCGCUCGUAUUCAGCGUGCAGGAGAACUUCCACGGGCGGACAUUUGCUGCUAUCACAAUGAGCACGGAUCCGGAGAGCAGAGACAACUACGGCCCUUACCUGCCGAACGUGGGUGCAGUGUGUCCGGCGACGAAGAAGGCAAUUCCGUACAACGAUAUCAACGCGCUAGAGCAGGCAUUCGAGGCGCACGGAAAGGAGUGUGCGGGGUUCUUGGUGGAGCCUAUACAGGGGGAGGCGGGCAUUGUGGUGCCGGAUGAAGACUACCUAAAGCGUGUGCGGGAGCUGUGCACGAAGCACAAUGUUCUGAUGAUCUGUGACGAGAUUCAGACUGGCAUUGCGCGGACGGGGAAGAUGCUCUGUCAUGAGUGGUCGGGCAUUAAGCCGGAUCUUGUGUUGCUGGGCAAGGCUAUCUCGGGAGGCAUGUACCCCGUCUCCUGCGUGCUUGGGUCAAAGGAUAUCAUGAUGGUUGUCGAGCCAGGCACGCACGGCAGCACGUACGGCGGCAACCCGCUCGGUAGCGCGGUGGCGAUCAAGGCGCUGGAGAUCGUUGAGGAAGAAGGUCUAGUAGAGCGCGCAGCACGACUAGGCGAAGUCUUCCGCGCCGGCCUCGAAGCGAUCAAGAGCAAAAACGACAUGAUCACCACCAUCCGUGGCAAAGGCCUGCUCAACGCCAUCAUCAUCGACGAGAGCAAGGCCAACGGGCACAGCGCCUGGGACCUCUGCAUGCUGAUGAAGGAGAAGGGACUGCUGGUAGGUCGGGCGCUGAAGAUCUCCCACGUGCAAAAGACGACACCUUCCCCGAACGAGACGUUGAUGAGCGAGCGCGCGGCGUUGAGCAAUGGGGAUGGUGCUGUGGGACAUGAUGGCGCUAACGGGGGGAAUGUACAGGCGAAACCGACGCAUCAGAAUAUCAUCCGCAUGGCGCCGCCGUUGGUGAUUGACGAGGAGCAGAUUAAGACGGCGCUGGGGAUUAUUGAGGAGGCUUGUAGGGAGUUGCCGGGGUUGAAGGGGAAGAGGGAGGAUGAGGUUAUUCCGCCGGGUGAGAAGGGUGUGCAGAUUGGAUUGGAGAAUUGA
Messenger RNA from Saxophila tyrrhenica, 1575 nucleotides. RefSeq names its product ornithine aminotransferase (gene CAR2). NCBI's taxonomy places the organism in Eukaryota, Fungi, Ascomycota, Dothideomycetes, Mycosphaerellales, Extremaceae. Gene Ontology annotation, cellular component: cytoplasm. Gene Ontology annotation, molecular function: pyridoxal phosphate binding; identical protein binding; L-ornithine transaminase activity. The transcript has a single exon. Bases 1 to 1575 code for a protein of 524 amino acids. The record is from RefSeq and is a predicted model, not a curated record.